AUGAAAAUCAGCAUUUUGACAAUUUGCUUUCUGCUCUUGUGCAUUGAGAUCAAUUCGACUUUCUCGUGGAGGCGAAGACGAAGACGAAUUCGAAGAGCACCAUGCAAUCCGGUAAACUGUCGGGUUGGAAGCUGGAGUGUUUGGAGUUCUUGCUCCCAUCGUUGUGGAACUAGUGGCACGCAGAAUCGCACCCGACAGAAAACUUUUUCCGCGCAGUGUGGUGGACAAUGUCCAUAUCAGUUGGUGGUGACGCGAUCGUGUAACAGGGGUAACUGCCAUAACGGCGGCACCCCGAAUAGUGGCGGAUGUCGUUGCCGAUUGGGAUACGAAGGAACAUGUUGCGAGAAAGGUGAGUCUCCAUCCUGAAAAAUUUUGCGUAUUCAGGCAGCGAAACUAUGGACUAAUGUCUCGGUGUGGGCAUCUUGAAGAAGUUAGUUUAGACUAUUCAAAUUUAUAAUCAGCGAUAUGCUAAUCCUUUGUGGUGUAUAAUUGCUUCUAAAACGGGAGUCUAUCUGUCUUAAUAAAUCCGUUUUUCGUAUACCUCUUCGGCCGUAUAGCAUUUUGCUGCUUCAGAACUUGAUUUUUUAUGAGUAAUUGUUAUAAAUGUAAUCUUCCAGAUCUUACACAAACUGUUAGUGUCGCUGACGUUCCUACAAUGAAGUAGCUAAACGUUCGGCGGCUGCCACGGUCUUAAAAUAAUUGAACGUCCGGUAGUCCAAUAUUUUUCCAUAUUUCUCUUCGAAAUCCAAAAUAUUUAUACGAAAUGUUCUACCUUAAUUCAAAAUCGUCAAGCGCUUCUAGGCAGCCAAAAAUUUCGAACUUGAUGUUUUUCGCCAACCCCGUAUACAGAGUACAACGUUAUCCAAGCGCUUGACACUUAUAAAAUUUUCAAUGACACGACCGGACACGGUCCUCAAAUAACUUCAUAUUUCUCUUUGAAAUAUACCAAUUAUUUUGCCAGUCGAAGAAUAGGUAGAAUAUUUUGCCAGUCGAAGGUUAACUCAGUCCACGGUUUUAAACAGCUCCUUUAUUGAAUAAUCGCUUGGAGUAGUCGCGUUCAAAAUCCAGUGGUGUCUCACAGUUCUUCUGACUAGCAAGUCGUAAUACAGUGAAUUCCGUUUAUGACGUCAUCACGUUAUGCGAUUAGUAAUGAUUAAUUGAAAAUUGUGGCCUUAAUUAGCUAGCGCAGUAGAUAACAUAUUAAACAAUACACUCCCCCAUCUGAAAUGAGGUAUAGUAAGUAUACGAUUUACAAGUAAAUUUAAGAGUUCAGUCACUGUUCAUCAAUAGGCAGUAUUCAUAUUAGGCGCUGUAGUGGUCGCUGUACACUUAUAUAGCCUUUUCCUUUAUAUUUAGUUACAGGCUCAUUUGUUAUGUUCUUGUAUUCGACGUCUACUUUCCGGACUCUCCCAUCCGUUCCUGGAUAUGUAUUAGAAACUCUCCCGAUCUUCCAUUUACCUCUGAACAAGCUCGAGUCCUCUAUAAGAACGAUAUCUCCAGUUUUUAAGUUACGGUGGGAUGUAUGCCAUUUUUGACGUAUCAGCAAACUGGGAAAGUAAUUUUGCGUCCACUUCUUCCAGAAAGAAGAUGUUAUCGUUUGUACGAACGAAAACCGUUUUCUAUUACUCGCUCGCUCGUCAAAGUUCAUGCCACUUGGUAUUCGUGCCGUUGCUCUACCAAGCAAAAGAUCGUUUGGGCAAAGAUAUGCACCGUCAUCAGGUGACGCAGGGUGCCUUCCUAUUGGUCUUUCAUUCAGUAAGUUGGCGACCUCGUAAAGUACUGUUUGUAACUCUGAGAAUGUUAAGGUACUAUCGCCAAUAGAAGCGUUAAUAGCUCGUUUUACAGAUCUUAUGAGAGCUUCUGUGACUCCGUUCUGCCAGGGUGCGUCUGCGGAUGUAAAGAUCCACUCAAAUCCCUCAGUUAUGCCAAAACCUUUUAGUUUGUUCCAAUCCCAAGUCUUGGUCAUAUUAGAAAGCUCUUUAUUUGCAGCGACGAGUUGGGUACCGUUAUCUGAGAAUAGCUUAGUGGUAACCAUGUAGUGACACGAAUCGUCUGAAGACCAUCAGGAAUUUCUCUGUAAUAUAGUCUGCUGCUAUAUCCAAGUAAACUGCUCUUGUCCCUAGACAGUUGAAUAUCACUCCAUACGCCUUAGAUGUUGUUCUUUUCUUUACUUCAUCGCGAAUCUUGUAAGGUCCAAACAAAUCGAUGCCUGUACUGCUCCAUGGAGGGGCUGGUUUCAGCCUUUUAGUUGGAAGGUUGCCCAUUACUUGUUCACUGACUUUUUUAUCAAGUUUUCUACAAACGACGCAUUUGGACUUGAUUGAUUGCACAAGUUUCAACAGUUUCGGGAUCCAGUACCUGGUACGCACUUUGCUGGCUGUAGUUAAUAUUCCACGAUGCCCUUUUAAGUGUAUUUGCUCUGUAAAUAAACGUGAGAAUGGGUGAUUGUAUGGAAGGAGUAUUACUUCUCUCUUGUUGUAGCUCAUCUCCAUCCAUAACUUGCUUCGUCCUCUAAUCACAUAUAUACCAUCUUCUCGCAUCUUAGGACAUAAUCUUUUGUAAUUCCCGUUCUCGAUAUAUCUUAAAUUCCGCUCAAUUAACUCCAGUUCCCUUUCUUCCUGUAUGGUAUAAUCUUUGGCGCCCAAGGAGCAUUUUCCGCACUUGCAUCCCCCGCACUUCGGUUUGCACUGUACACCAAGUGACUCGAUAGUGUAAAAAUCUUCGACAUUGACUUUGCCUACAAAGUGUACUCUCGCGUUUCCAAGAUUAUGGGUCAUGCACGUUUCUCUAAGCAGUAGGUGAGUUCCUCCAAGGCAUCUUCCAAAACGAUUUUUCAGUAGUACAAGAUGCCCAUUAUUCUGUUCCCUUUCCGGGUGAAAGGCGGCGUAUUCAUAACCGAUCAACACAUCAACUGGACCGGCGGGUCGCGCUAUUUCAUCCUUUGAAACGUUUCUAAAUAGGUGGGCGAUGCUCUCUAUGUUUACAUGCUCGAUAUCAGAGGUGAUUUUUUUGAUCCCAUAUACUUCGAAUUCCACGGCUUGACCUCGCUUGUCCAAAAGUGGUAGCUUGUAUUUCAUUGUUUCGAUUUCCUCGUUCUGCCCUCCUAUCUUCACUAUUGAAAGAUUCACUUUGACUCCACUGAGUUUCUCUUGUUUCGCUUUGGCGUUGGUUAUGAAGCAAAGUGAGGCUGCGUUGUCCCACAUUACAUUAGCUGUCCCCUUCCUGGUUUUUACUCUCUGUACUUGGAGGAGACAUGUAUCGACGUUGGAGUCGCUGCAUACAUUGGCGGAGGCAGAAGCUUGCUGGGGUGUACUUUCAUCGUUUUCGUGAAUUGAUGGGUGAUGUUUCCUCGAGCAGCCAUUCACGCCGCAAUCUCUUUUUAUCCUACAAGUCCGCUGCCUGUGACCAGGCUUAAGACAAGCCCAGCAUGCUUGCUUUUCUUUGAGAAAAUCCCUUUUUUCGUCAACUGUCUUAGCUUGAUAAAGUCGGCAAUUUGACGUCCAGUGCUUACCAUUCUCGUGAAUCAGACACUUAGGCCUAGGUUCUUUGGUACUUCCGUCUUUUCCAACUGUGAUACCCUCCGAGUAAUGUGCUGCGCCCUUGUGAUAUUGGUUGCCGCUUCCUGCACGGAGUGUAGCACUUUCGUAUUCAAUGGCAUCCCUUUGACUCUGUAGAAAGUCGAGAAGACUUGGAAAUUUGUUGCUUUUAUCAACAAGACUGUCACGAGAGCUUACCCGUUCGGACCAUUUCCGUUUGAUAUCUGACGGGAGUGCUUUCUCAAUUACGCUGACUGAACUUGUGGUUGUGAUCUCUGUUUCCAAGCCGAGUCCUUUUUUAGGUUACGAUAACCAUCCUCUAUGAGGGUUACAAAUUCUAUAAAGCGUAGGACGUACGCUGUGUCACCUUUUCGGAUUUGAGUCAUAACUUGCUUCUGGAAAUCUCUUUUAAAUUGCGGAUACUUGCGCAGUUCUCCGUCAAAGUGAGGCAUUCGUACUUUUUCUAGUUGUAGAAAGGAAGCUGAGGCGUAGACUCCCGCUUUGUUUCUUUAGCUUCUUCCACAUUAGUGUAGCUUAGCGCUAUUUUCUUCUUUAUUUCAUGAUAACAGGUUUGGAUUGUAGCGAUCCAAUUUAUUUCAGCUUCUGCUGAGUCUUGAGUUAAUAAUUGUAGCAGUUCUGCGUUUGAUCGUUUGCAUUCCAAAAAUUCUUCUUCAAUUUGCAUUUGUAAAUCUCUCAAUGCAAAAUUGGGAAUUUCUUUAGAUUGCAGCGCGUGCGAGAUACUUUUGUAUGAAGCUUCGAAAACUGCGCGCGCUGUUUUCUGUCUUGUUCGUGCUUUAUCAAUGUAUUCUUGACGCUCCGCGUACGCACGUGUUGAUCUUUCUUUCACAGUGAUUUGUUCCACAUAUUUGAUUAAAUAAAAAACUUCUCUUGGACUUCUGUCAUCCACACUUCUGCUUCUUCAGACUGAUCGUCUGGCAAUAGCUCGAUGUAGGCUUCAUGUUUGCCUUCGAGUUCAUCGUACGCUUCCGCGAGUUUCGCAUAGUUUGUUUCAACUAUUUCUACGCCUUGGUUGUUGUCUAUCGACUUGGUGAGGAAGUUCUUCUUUCUUGUGAAUCUUCCUUUAGCUGUUGUACGCUUGCUUUUAGCCUUCUCGAUUUCAGCUGCGUUUUCCAUCUUCGCUUAUCCAGUUGUCGCUUUGUAGCAGACCACCGUGGAUUUUGAAUAUUUUGCCAGUCGAAGAUUAACUCAGUCCACGGUUUUAAACAGCUCCUUUAUUGAAUCAUCGCUUGGAGUAGUCGCGUUCAAAAUCCAGUGGUGUCUCACAGUUCUUCUGACUAGCAAGUCGUAAUACAGUGAAUUCCGUUUAUGACGUCAUCACGUUAUGCGAUUAGUAAUAAUUAAUUGAAAAUUGUGGCCUUAAUUAGCUAGCGCAGUAGAUAACAUAUUAAACAAUUCACCAAUUUUCCUUAAAAAAUAGUCUACUUUCAUUUACAAUCCUCAAGCGCUUCUAGAGAAUGAAAACAUUCGAACUUUGUCCGUUUCGCCGACCCUGAACACAGACUACAAAGAGAUCCAAGCGUGACACUUACAAAAUUUUCUUCGGACACUACCGGACACGGUCUUUGAAUAACUAAACGUCCGGCAGUCUGAUUUUUUCCAUAUUUCUCUUUGACCAAUACCAAUUCCUAUUGAAAAAUAUUUUAUCUUUAUUUAGAAUCCUCAAGUGCUUCUAGAGAGUGAGAGUCUAGUUUUUAUUGAUAUAUCGUUCAUUUCUUUUUUGCGUCUCUAUGUACCUUAACUUAGCGUCGGUCCAUGAAAACGCAAGAAGAAGAGACCUCGACUAAUAUCCAGCCAUCUUGACCUCACGCUUGGUCAAUAACGCAUUUUUAAUUUAUGAAAUAAAAACUGGUGUUUUUAAAUGAUUCACAAUCAAGCAGCUUUUUGACAAUUUUAAUAUCGAGUGUGAUAGGAAGUUGUAAUGUUCAGCAAUUUGAUUGUUUGAUCAUUAUUACUGUCAUUACUAUUUCUUUAGGAGAUACAAGUAAUUUGCAAGUUUUCGCUCAUGAAUUGAAGAUCUUCGUAUUUCCUUUUUACUGUAUUUCAACAGACGUUGAUGAGUGCAUCAACAAUCCAUGCCAACAUAACUGCACCAACACACAUGGCAGUUACACAUGCAAAUGUAAUUCUUGCUACACCAAGCUGGGUACACAAUGUGACUUGAGGCAGUGUAAGAUCAAUAACCACUGUCACGCGUAUGGUACAGUUAACCCUAGCAAUCAGUGUCAGGUAACAUUUCUAUUACUGUAUAACUUUUUAUACGUAUUGUUCAUCGGAUAGAGGGAGAGAAAUGAAAUUUAUUAGCGUGGGAUAACAUCUUGAUAAAAUCUAAAAGCUUCAAGGAAAACUUAUGACGUCCACAAGGGAAGAUUAAAUUGUCAUUUUUUUCACUAAAAGGUCAACACAGGUCAAGACUGCCAGACGUUAUACAGUAAAGAAUACAGUUUCACUAAUAACUCCUGAAAAUGCCUAUUCUCCCUAAAACUGUUACUGGGAAAAUAUUACCCUCUCUAUGUUGCGAUUAAGUCCAUGAACUCCUCAAUGUUUCGCUUGCCCGCUAAACAAAGGUAGACAACUUCUUCGUGAUUCAACUGAUUAAUGUUACUGAAUCGUGUUUUGUUGUUGGAUAGGAUUGUAACGACAGCAACAAGUUCGCCUGGACAAACAACGAUACUUUACCAUGCACCGACGGCAUAGCGUGCACUAUAAACGAUCGCUGUUCUAAUGGGGUUUGCUCAGGCACGCCUUUCUCGUGCCUCACGUGC
Messenger RNA from Pocillopora meandrina, 6319 nucleotides. NCBI's taxonomy places the organism in Eukaryota, Metazoa, Cnidaria, Anthozoa, Scleractinia, Pocilloporidae. The record is from the annotation of a GenBank genome assembly.